AUGGCGAGUGAGGGUGAGGUAACACAAGGAAAAUCAAAAACAAUUUGGGAUCCACCAACACAUGAGAAAUGGAUUGAUUUAGCUGUAGAACAAGUGAGAGCAGGUAAUAGAAAUGGAUCACAUUUGAGCAAAUUAGGUUGGAAAAUUAUUAUUGAAAAAUUUAAUCUUGCAACAAAAAGAAAUUAUGAUCGAAAGCAAAUGAAAAAUCAUUGGGAUAAUGUUAAAAAAGAGUGGCAACUAUGGGAUUCAUUACUUAGAGGAGAGACUGGACUUGGUUGGGACAUACAGAGGCAAACAGUUGAUGCUCCAGAUGAAUGGUGGGAUGCAAAGUUACGAAAAUAUCUAGAUGCUGCUAAAUUUCGAGUGAGAGGUUUAGAACAUUCUUUCAAACUGGAUGAGUUGUAUAGAGAUGUUACUGCUACAGGAGCUAGAGCUUGGGCACCAACCUCUGGUUCACUAUGUAGUGUUCAAGAAGUUAUCGAUAAGUUAGUUACACUUCCAGGUUAUGAACCAAUGAGCCCUCUUUUCAAAGUUGGUACUUCCUUGUUCACAAAGAAAGCAAAUAGGGAAAUUUUAGUAGCUUUGAAGUGA
This is a messenger RNA of Humulus lupulus (European hop), 591 nucleotides long. Its product is annotated as L10-interacting MYB domain-containing protein-like. The transcript is spliced from 2 exons. The coding region runs from base 1 to 591 and encodes 196 amino acids. NCBI's taxonomy places the organism in Eukaryota, Viridiplantae, Streptophyta, Magnoliopsida, Rosales, Cannabaceae. The record is from RefSeq and is a predicted model, not a curated record.